CUCACGAGGCUCUUCCUUUCUCUGCCAGCACCGUUGCAGCGGGUGAGUGCGUGGCGUUGCGUGGUGUGGAUGGACCGGUGAAAAACGACCAAAACCCACUCGAGUCAGUCAGUUUGAGUUUCACUGAAGCUCCAACAUGCCGGCGUAUUUCCAACGGCCCGAGAAUGCCCUGAAGAGAGCCAACGAGUUCCUCGAGGUUGGCAAGAAGCAGCCAGCCUUGGAUGUUUUGUACGAUGUCAUCAAGAGCAAAAAACAUCGAACAUGGCAGAAGAUCCACGAGCCGAUCAUGCUCAAGUACCUGGAGCUCUGCGUGGACCUGCGCAAGAGCCACCUGGCCAAGGAGGGUCUCUACCAGUACAAGAACAUCUGCCAGCAGGUGAACAUCAAAUCUCUGGAGGAUGUGGUGAGGGCUUACCUGAAGCUGGCGGAGGAGAAGACCGAGACCGCCAAGGAGGAGUCCCAGCAGAUGGUCCUGGACAUCGAGGAUCUGGACAACAUCCAGACUCCUGAAAGUGUGCUCCUGAGCGCUGUGAGUGGAGAGGACACUCAGGAUCGUACCGACCGCCUGCUGCUCACUCCCUGGGUGAAGUUCCUGUGGGAGUCUUACCGCCAGUGCCUGGACCUCCUGCGAAACAACUCCAAGGUGGAGCGCCUGUACCAUGACAUCGCCCAGCAAGCGUUCAAGUUCUGCCUUCAGUACACCCGUAAGGCAGAAUUUCGCAAGCUGUGCGACAACCUGCGUAUGCAUCUGGGUCAGAUCCAGCGCCACCACAACCAGAGCACUGCCAUCAACCUGAACAACCCGGAGAGCCAGUCCAUGCACCUGGAGACGCGUCUGGUGCAGCUGGACAGUGCCAUAAGCAUGGAGCUCUGGCAGGAAGCAUUCAAGGCUGUUGAGGACAUCCAUGGCCUGUUUGCUCUUUCCAAGAAGCCCCCCAAACCCCAGCUGAUGGCCAACUACUACAACAAGGUGUCAACUGUGUUCUGGAAAUCUGGAAAUGCCCUCUUCCACGCCUGCACCCUCCACCGGCUCUAUCACCUCUCGAGGGAGAUGCGUAAGAAUCUGACCCAAGAUGAGAUGCAGAGGAUGUCCACCAGAGUCCUCCUGGCCACGCUGUCUAUUCCCAUCACCCCCGAGCGCACUGACAUCGCUCGGCUGCUGGACAUGGAUGGCAUUAUCGUGGAAAAGCACCGCAGGUUGGCCACGCUCCUCGGCCUGCAGUCCCCACCAACCCGGCAGAGUCUCAUCAAUGAUAUGGUGAGAUAUAACUUGCUGCAGUAUGUUGUACCCGAAAUAAAAGAGGUUUACAACUGGCUUGAGGUCGACUUUCAUCCCCUGAAGCUGAGCGGAAGAGUGACCAAGGUGUUGAACUGGGUGAGAGAUCAGGCUGAGAAGGAGGCUGAUCUGCAGCAGUAUGUCCCUCACCUGCAGAGUAACACCAUCCUGAGGCUCCUGCAACAGGUUGCACAGAUCUACCAAAGCAUCGAGUUCACCCGUCUGGCCUCCCUGGUUCCAUUCGUGGACGCCUUCCAGCUGGAGCGCUCCAUUGUGGACGCUGCGCGGCACUGUGAUCUGCAGGUCCGUAUAGACCACACCUCUCGAACUCUAAGCUUUGGCUCUGACCUGAACUAUUCGACCAAAGAGGACGCCCCUGUUGGUCCUUUCCUACAGAACAUGCCCUCAGAGCAGAUAAGGAAUCAGCUGACUGCCAUGUCUGCUUCUUUGGCAAAGGCCAUCCAGGUCAUCAAGCCUGCCUCCAUCCUGCAAGAGCGUGAUGAACAGAGCCAGCUGGCCAUUGCUGCCUAUCUCAAAAAUGCCCGCAAAGAUCACCAGCGCAUCCUGGCUCGUAGACAGACCAUUGAGGAGCGUAAGGAGCGCCUGGAGAGCCUGAAUAUUCAGCGUGAGAAGGAGGAGCUGGAGCAGCGGGAAGCUGAGAUGCAGAAGGUUCGCAAGGCUGAGGAGGAGCGUCUGCGCCAGGAGGCCAAAGAGAGGGAGAAGGAGCGCAUCAUGCAGGAGCAUGAGCAGAUCAAGAAGAAGACAGUCCGUGAACGGCUGGAGCAGAUCAAGAAGACUGAACUUGGAGCCAAGGCCUUCAAGGAUAUUGAUAUUGAGGAUCUUGAGGAGCUGGAUCCCGACUUCAUUAUGGCCAAACAGGUGGAGCAGCUGGAGAAGGAGAAGAAGGAACUUCAGGAGCGUCUGAAGAACCAAGAGAAGAAGAUUGACUACUUUGAGAGGGCAAAACGCCUCGAAGAGAUUCCUCUUAUCAAGAAGGCUUAUGAGGAACAACGUAUCAAGGACAUGGAACUAUGGGAGCUCCAGGAGGAGGACAGGAUCAGUAACAUGAAAGUGGAGCGGGAGAAGGCUCUGGAGCACAAGAAGCGCAUGUCCAGGAUGAUGGAGGACAAAGAAAACUUCUUGGCCAAAAUAACUGAUGCCCGUAGCUUCGUUUAUGAGGAAAAACUGAAGGCUUUCGAGGAGCGCUUGGUGGAGGAGAGGAAGAAGCGUCUGGAAGAAAGGAAGAAGCAGCGCAAAGAGGACAGGCGUAACAAUUUCUACCGCCAGAAAGAGGAAGAGGCACAGCGUAUCCACGAGGAGCAGCUCAAGAAAGAGCGCGAGGAGCGUGAACGCCUGGAACAAGAGCAGCGAGAGGAGGAGGAGAGGGAGUACCAGGAGCGUCUGCGUAAGCUUGAGGAGCAGGAAAGGAAGCAGCGUGCUCGUCAGCAGGAGAUCGAGGAGCGAGAACGCCGUCGCGAGGAGGAGAGAAGGGUCCCUCCAGAGGAGAAAGCCAAGGACUGGGGUGAGAAGGAGGAGAAGAAGGAGGAGGGAGGGUGGAGGAGGCGCACAGAUGCGGUUGAAACACCAUCAGAGUGGCGUCGUCCCGCGGCUGUGCCUGAGAGUUCUCCUCCCUCUAGGGACUGGAGAAAGGAGGACCGUGAAGAGGACAAAGAGGAGAGAGAGGCGCCCUUCAGGCGGGGAGAUGGUCCCCGCAGGGGCGCAGAUGAUCGAGGACCCCGUCGGGGCUUUGAUGAUGACCGAGCCCCACGUCGUGGCGCCGAAGAAGACCGUCCUCUGCGCAGAGGCCUGGACGAUGACCGUGGUCCACGUAGAGGCUUUGAUGACGACCGCGGCCCAAGGAGGGGUGGAGACGAAGAUCGCGCCCCGAGACGUGGCUUUGAUGAUGACCGUGCUCCCAGGCGUGGCUUUGACGAUGACAGAGCUCCCCGUAGAGGCCUGGAGGACCUGAGGGCUCCCAGGCGUGGGGCUGAUGAUGACUGGGGAAGAAGAGGAGGAGAUGAUGACAGAGGUGGAAGGAGAGGCAUGGAUGACGGGCCACGUCGCGGUGGUGAUGACCUCAAACCCUGGAAGCCGCUGGUCAGAGCUGUUGCAGGUGGUUGGCGUGAGCGGGAGAAGGCCCGAGAGGAGAGCUGGGGUCCUCCUCGCGGUGAAGCCAGUGAAGAAAGAGAUGAAGGUGAAGGUGAAGAAGAGGAAAAUCCCAGAGACCGUCGCCCACCAAGAGAGGAAAACACCUGGAGGAGAGGAGGCACAGAGGAGGCAAGCGCCUGGAGAGACUCUCGCAAAGACGACGCCGACCGUGACGAGCGCCGUGGUGAAGAGCGCCGCGUUGAACGCCGUGUUGAAGGCCGCGGUGAAGAGCGCCGCGGUGAACGUGAAGUCAGAGCCCCACCCAGAGACACUGACGAAGGAGGUUCUUGGCGUCGUGGUGGCGACGAAAAGAGGGAGGAGCGGCCCAGAGAGAGGGAGCGUGAGGUUGAUGGGGAUAAGAGUUGGCGCAGUGACAAAGAUAACCCUCGUCGCACCAAGAACGAGACAGAUGAUGAUGGCUGGACCACCGUCCGCCGCUGAGCAACAAUCUCUGCAUCUAAUUGGCCCGGUUAAUUGGUUUUGAACAAAAAAAAAAAUACUACAUAACAUUCAGUAUCCCAUCAGCCAGUUAACCACAGUGGUGAAUGAAUGGUUACAAGCUCCUGAUACUCAUGUGCAUUGUUCCUUUGAAUGAAAUAUUUGUAGACUGUAGUUUUUUUUUCUUGGGAUUUAUUUUCCGUUUAUCUUAAUAAUUUUGAUUUUCAGCCGUUUUCUGAACCAGAAGCUAUGAACUUGUGUGCACUUAGGCUUCACGCAAAAAACCAUCAGCGUAAACAUGACUGCCCCCAGUGGUUAGGAGUGUCACUACCUUACAUGAUGAAGUGAAACUGACUCAAGUGAAAACACGUGUACCUGCUCCGACUGUCAAUGCAAACUCAGUGUAUCACCAACUGCCUCUUUUUAAAUGAUUAACCUCUGUGUAGAUGUUAUAUUACGACACCAAUCCUCAACUCUUGUAAUGGCAAAGACUAGCAAUUUGUCAUCUGCUUCAGUGAUCUCUGCUACUCAUCUAACCUUUCAGAUGCUUCUUAACCUGGUCAAGAUCUAGUGGAAUUUACAUUUUGAUGUGCAUGCAUAGAGUAUUAAAUUGGUCCUGCUUGAUAAUCCGGUAUGUGGUUCUAUCUUGCUGCAGUCCAAGGUAUCAAAACCAGGUUGCAUGUGUACAGAUAAAGCCUUUAUUAAUAAAAAAUAAAGAUGUUUGCUCACCACCUAA
This is a messenger RNA of Dicentrarchus labrax (European seabass), 4598 nucleotides long. RefSeq names its product eukaryotic translation initiation factor 3, subunit 10 (theta) (gene eif3s10). Gene Ontology annotation, cellular component: eukaryotic translation initiation factor 3 complex, eIF3m; eukaryotic translation initiation factor 3 complex, eIF3e; multi-eIF complex. Gene Ontology annotation, biological process: formation of cytoplasmic translation initiation complex; translation reinitiation. The record is from RefSeq and is a predicted model, not a curated record. Gene Ontology annotation, molecular function: mRNA binding; translation initiation factor activity. The coding region runs from base 137 to 3865 and encodes 1242 amino acids. Lineage: Eukaryota; Metazoa; Chordata; Actinopteri; Moronidae. The transcript is spliced from 22 exons.